This is a messenger RNA of Chenopodium quinoa (quinoa), 2612 nucleotides long. Its product is annotated as protein ecdysoneless homolog. Bases 258 to 2231 code for a protein of 657 amino acids. Gene Ontology annotation, cellular component: nucleus. The transcript has 6 exons. Lineage: Eukaryota; Viridiplantae; Streptophyta; Magnoliopsida; Caryophyllales; Amaranthaceae. The record is from RefSeq and is a predicted model, not a curated record.
UGAUAAAUUUUUUGUCUCACAAAACACUAGAAAUCUUGUCAAAUGAGAGUCAUAACGAGAGUGUGAAGUGAAUUUUUUAGACACCGCCAUUAGACUACACAAAAUCAAAACUAGAACACUCUCGGGUUGAGAACUCUCAAGAGUCAAGAAGCAACUCAACAAGCCCACAAGCAAAACAAAACACCACAAAAGCGCGGGGUGUAUUUUCUCUCCCUAAAUUUAAGCGACAAAGUUUGAAGCUUCUCCAACCUUAAACAAUGGCGGAAACAAACCACCAUUUCCAAACCUUCGAAGAUCCUUUCUCAACCAAACACUCCAGACUUCCAGACGACACCGUUUUCUACUCCAUCUACCCUGACUCUUCUCUCUCCUCAACUUCUCCUUCCGCCAUUGCCGAUGACCUCCAAGCUCUGCACCUCCAAAUCCUCACCACUCUCUCUCCUCUCACCUCCGACUACACUUGGCAACACGAACCUUUCUCCCUUUCUCUCUCCUCCUCCGACGACCUCCCUCACCUCCAUGGCAAGCUUCGAUACGGCGACAACCUCGACGACGAGUGGUUCGUCGUCUUCCUCCUCUUUCAUCUUUCUCUUUCAUUUCCUUCUCUUUCUAUUCGUGUUUGGGAUUCUGAUGGUGAGUUUCUUCUAAUUGAAGCCGCCUUUCAUCUUCCUCGUUGGAUUAAUCCAGAGAAUUCUAGUAAUCGCGUUUUUAUUCGGAAAAAUGAAGUUCAUAUUAUUCCGAAGAAGAAGUUUCCUUCUCUUCCUACUUUAAAAGAUGCUCUCAAGUUGUUGAUUGAGCAUCCUGAGCUUACUAGGGCUUCGGAUUCGGUUCAAUCGGCGAUUAAGGGUCGGAUUUCGGAGUAUCCUGAAAGAGCGAGGCGUAAUAUUCACCGUGUUAGGGUUAGGGUUCCGGUUUCCGUUGCUCAGGUGUUGAGGCAUGAGCCCUGUCUAAUUUCCUUGGCAGUUGAGGGAUUUUAUGAUCGUGAUAUUGAUUCAAUGAAAUAUGCUGCAAACAUGGAGAAGUUCUUGCCUAAGGGUCGUGAGGAGGAGCUGGUUCUGGUAUCUGUGAAGAUGUCGAGGGCAAUGUAUGCUCAGUUGUUGCAGCAGAAGUUUCAGGCUCCUAAGUGUUAUCCCAUGCCGCCCAUGCCACCAAGGACAGAUCAGACUACAUACACUGAGGCUGAGCUGGGGAUGAAGAUUGCUUGUGGGUUUGAAAUGGUUUAUCAGCACAGGAAGAGGGAAGGAGAGCAAGGAAAAGGAGGUACUUGGGAGGCAUUUUGGGAGAGUUUGAAGAAGAGUGGGUAUUUUAAGGGACUGCUUCCAGGAUCUAAAGAGUACAAGAAAUUGAUGGAGAAGGCAGAGGAAUACUACAGAAAGAGUGCCUUGCAUUAUAGGACCAGUGAAAUUUUAAGUGCUCCAGUGAAGAGAAUAGAUGAGAUUCUUGCUUCAUCACAUUCCCCUGAUGAUUUCAAGGAUCAGGAAGUGCCUUCAUCUGAUGAUGAUUCUUGGCUUUAUGGCGGGGAGGAAGAGUUGAAAUCUGUUCUUGAGGAGAGACAAAAGGAAAUGGACAAUUAUGAGCAACGGCAGAAAAGGAAACAGAAAGGAAAGGAUAAGGUCAAUGAUGAUGAUUCAUCCAACCUGAAUAAGAACGAUUUUGAUUUAGGAGAAAUAGCAAAGUCCAUGAAGUCAUUUGUAGAAAAUGUAUCAAGUUACCAAGGAGCAGAAGUACCUGAUGACAGAGACCUGAAAGAUGUGGAAUUUGACAUGGAUCGUUUCAUGAAAGAGCUUGAAUCAGUAACAAGGGCUCCUGGUGGUGAAGAUGAUGAUGCAGAGGAAGGAUCUUCUUCUGACAUGGAUUUUGAUGAGUCCGAGGACGAGAGUGAUAUGGAAGAACCUGAAGACCAUAGUGAAGAGAAGCAGGGGGAUUUUAUGAAUGCUUAUACAGAUGCUCUUAAUGAAGAGCUGAGAAGUACUACUCUUAAGAAGAGCUUUGUACGGGCAACUGAUCAAUCUCUCAAGAAAGAUGAGGGUAUGUCAAAUGCUACAGAAGAAGACAUGGAUGAGGACUUUGCUCCGGUGGAUGUAGAUGUGAAUCUUGUGAAGAGCUUGCUUGAUUCAUUUUCUUCUCAGCAGGGCCUCCCUGGUCCUGCUUCCAACCUGCUUGGUCUUAUGGGCAAACAGCUCCCACAAGAUGAUGCUGACAAAGGCAAAGGCAAGGGGAAAAACUUCUGAAAAAGCCUCUUCAUUUGCCGCUUUCGGGUCACAUGUUAUAGUUUUAGGACUUAAAUGUUGUUUGUACAGUGACCGUUGUAUGUUUGGUAAUGUUAAAUUAUAACACCUCCCUUCUAUAGAGUACCAAUUUACCACCUACCGAUGUCAAUAUGGCUUUUCCUAGCUGUUUCGAGUAUCAACAGGAGAGAGAACCAUAUACCGUGUAUGAAGCAUUCUUAUGUACUCUGUUUGGGGUGUUACAGAGAGACUAGAGAAAUUUAGAUUGUAAAAGGGCUGUCUUACUACUCAGUAGUUGUUUGGCCUUUGUAUUCUGUUUUCAGAAAACAAAUUGUGAAUUGCUAUUUGCCACAACAAAAUUACUCAAGCUUUGGUAUUUAAUGA